AAAAAAAAUUAUCGUUUUAUUUUGUGAUGGAAUGACUUGUCCAUAGGGAAAACAUCUCACUCUUGAAAGAAAGUCGUCAUUUUUCCACUAUGAUAUUUAUUUUCAAAAGGGUGGCUUCCUAUUCUUAACAUUCAUAAAGUUUACCUGAUGAUAGAGUUAUAUCACCAGCAUCAUUAAAGUUUUUGUUAUCUGACAUAAGAGAAUGGAGUUACAAGAUGUUCAUCCAAAUUUAUGUUUUGCAUUCUGUAAGAGAGUAAAUUUGAAAUAAUAAAUGUGCACGCACCUGUCAUGUCAGUUGAAAUUUGUCUGCGCGGGCUUACUUUGCGCAUGCGUCAUGAGAUGGCAACAAAAAUACCGAUGAGAUGAGGUAAUAUUUUCAUUUACGAUCAAAAUGGGUGGGAUAGAUAAUUAUUGUUCGAAACUGCAAUACAGCUCCUGCUCUCAUUGAUAUUAAUUAUACCAAUUAAAGAGCAGUUUAUUGAGCUCAUGAGGAAUUUUAUGGAUCUAUUAAUCGAUUGGAACGUUGGUAUAACGAAAUUGGUAAGCUAAGAUUCCAGAGCACGUUCAAUAUUCAUCUGUGAUUUGUAAUUAUCAAUACAGAGAUUAUGAAGAAAAAAAUGCAUUUAAAGUAUCUUAAGGCGAAGUACUUCAUGUUUGUGCUUUAUACUUCGUUUUCACUGUCUUACGAUCCUUUACGGAAGCUACGAUUGGCUUUCGUAACAGAUCGCAGAAAUGUUUAAACCAUUCAAAAAUGUUCUACUAUCGAUACGAUUGCCACGACUGAUCUGAUAUGAUGUGUUACGAUAUGAUAAGAUCACUACGAUCACUUCACGAUUAAGUACGCUGUUUGAAUCGUGGAGCAAAUGGUAAGAGUGGGAACUAGGCAUUAGUCAUUUCAAAGCGAACUAAACUUGAGACUUUACGAUUUUAUCGGAAAGGUGGAAUAUUUCCCCCAAAAAAUGUUUAAUAAUAAAGAAAUCUAUAAUGCACAAAAUACCCAUUGUAUUAAGGGUACUCAAGGCGCUUACAAUGAAAUUCACAUAACUAAACUCACAAUUUACAGUUUUCCAUUUUAAUAGAAAAGUUUUCAAACUAACCUUUAAAUGUUCAACGGAUCAACAUUUGAUUGAAAAAGCGACAUUAUCUAUUAUUUCAACAGGUUUAUCGACGUUAAACCUAUCAAAAAAUAUGUCUUAAAUAUCUCCGAUCGAGCAUAUGAAAUGAAAUAUUGACUAGUCUGAUUCCGAGGGGUCACUCUGCCACAUAGCGAACUAAAGCAGAAAUCGCUCAUAAUUCUCAAAACAAAAUUCAACCCAUUAGUUUGAACUUGAAUAAUAGAUAAAGAAAACUGGCAUUUUUCUCUUUCUGUUCGGUACAGGCACGAGAUGACUGUGCAAACAAUGUUGAGUUGUGUACACAAGUUCAGUGAGGGUAUAGUGGUGAUGGUUGGUGCAUCUAUACCUAAAAGACUACAGAUGGGACUAUAUGGCAGAGAAAGAGUAUAGUCAGUGUGACCGCCAGCUAGUGGUCUGCUUCGCUAUGAAUAACAUGCAUUGGUGCUGACACGAAGCAAAUAGAUACGUGUGGGUUUACCAAGGAUAAGCCCUCAGGUGAUUUUUUGGAAAAAGAUGGCGGGAACAUACUUGGUGAAUCUAUAUGUGAAUAUUUGAACUGAUAUAUGACUAUAGCAUUAUUUUUAUUGAGUCAUUUUUUGAAUAAUUAUUGUUGGGUUUAUUUUCGAUCCACAGACUUUAAGCGACGAGUUCUUUUGUUUUAUCGACGCUGUGCGCCAUUAUUUGCCGAUUUUCUGUUUUUGGAAUAACAGUUGUCAUGGAUUCGUAUUAUUGAUGAUAAUCUUUGUUAAACCAUGCCCGGGAAUUUGACUGAAUUACAGCGGCAUUUAAUCCAUGCUUUGUUUGAAUCGGGUUUGAGCCCUGAUGAUGUUUUAAGCGAGCUUUCGAACGAGAGCUUCCUCGCUCACGACGCCGAGCCACAGGGAUCAGCAGCUGAUGUGAAACACGCCGAGGCUUCAUCACCCGAUACCCUGCAGACUGCUGCCUGCCCUCAUUCCUCUUCCUCGCCAUCCUCCUCCUCAACGACAACACCUCCAACAUCAACAUCAUCUUCAUCUCAAGCUAUUCAUGAAGAUAAAUCAGAUGCAACAUUGUUGUCGUCUUCUUUGACGGCAAGUCAAGAGAAUCUAUCCGUACGGCAAACAGAUUUGAAUUCAGCGAACCGUGGACGGUGUCGUGAGAUCAUCAAGUUAGAAACAUUACCACGAACAAUAGACUCACACGCUUGUCUAUCUCUUCCCCCGGCCACUGUUACUUCUCCCCCACCUGAAAGGGUUCCUCAGACCAUAACUGAGGUUCACUUGAACGCUCUGGGCCAAGUCACCGUUUACCACGAGGUGGACCAAGGACCAGAGGACGAAGAACCAAGACCAGUUAUAGUCAAAUCGGAGGAGAGAGAAGUUUUAAGUGAAAAUUUGCAUCCGGUGGAAAUGCUUCAUUCGGGCGACGAACUCGUCAACGAUACCAUGGGCGAAGGCGACAACGAGAGCAACGGAACCAGUCUAUCCGACUACGGGGAUGGGGACGACAGUAUGGCGGAGUACAGCCCACAAGAUCCAAACCAACCCCAAUCUUAUAAACACGAAUUAUUACGCCAAGAUCCCUGGCAAGUGGCAAAGAUGAUCAAAAUGUAUAUGCAACAACAUAACAUCCCUCAGAGAGAAGUGGUAGAUGCCACGGGUCUCAACCAAUCACAUCUCUCGCAGCAUUUGAAUAAGGGAACGCCCAUGAAGGGCAUCAAGCGGGCUGCUCUUUAUAACUGGUUUGAUCAGAAACAAAGAGAAGUUACAAAACAAUUCACGAAUCCUGAGACUGGUCACUACUAUAACGUGCAGACUACAGAUGAAAAUCCCGCCAAAAGACAGCGAAGAAAUCGUUUUAAAUGGGGUCCAGCCUCCCAAAGGAUCCUCUAUCAUGCAUACAAUCAGAACAGAAACCCGAGCAAAGAAGAAAGGGAAAACCUUGUCAUACAGUGCAAUGCAGCGGAAUGUAUGCAGAGGGGCGUGUCACCAUCGCAGGUUGGGGGCCUGGGUUCGAAUCUCGUCACUGAGGUGAGGGUUUACAACUGGUUUGCUAAUCGACGAAAAGAAGAAGCUUUCAAGAACAAACUUGCCACGGAUGGGAUAAAUACAACAACCAGUGUCAGCUUCCAGCAACAAGAUACGAUUACGACCAACAGUGCUGAGAUGAUGAUAGGAGAUCUCAUCGGGCAAGCUACGGGGACACUUCAACCCACUAUCACGGUCGCCGCUCCUCAGAAUGGUCUACUGCAUCAAGCAAACUCUGUAUCGCUGGCACAGCUGCAAGCCAUGCAUGACAGCGUGGCGAUCGGGGUUGCCCAGGCGGCUGGAGCAGGCGGGAUGCAUAUGACCAUGUCCACGCAAGCAAUUGGGGGACUUAAGAAUGAAGGUCAUAGUCUGAGUACGAAGCUACCGUCAAUGGGCGGUUUAUCUCGAUCGGGCUACACUUCUCGUAAUCUCUUAACCGCUACGUCACAAAGCAACACGUCCUACGGAUACGCCAACGAUACCAAUAGUCAACAAAUCAACUAUAAUCAAACCAUGCCACAGCAAGGCCUACAUCAAGACGGCAAUUCUCGGCUGGGACAUCGCUCUCACCAACCCUCAACAACAAUGCAAGCUCUUCAGCAACAUCAACAACAAUCGACUUUGCAUCAGAUGAUGAGAAAUAAUCGGCAGCAGUUGCAACAACAGCAACAGCAACAUGUCUCGCAGAUGAACGAGAACACCACAUCUCGGGCACUGAGUCAGCUGCAAUCACAACACCUCCAGCAACAGCAGCAACAUCAACAGCAGCAACAACAGCAACAUCAUUCACAACAACAGCAUCAACUUCAGCAAUACAACAUCGACCCGGGCUUACUGCAACAAAUCUCACAAGUCAUUAAUUCUCAAACCCAACUUCAAAACGCCAGCCACCUUCAACUUGCCUCACCAACCCAGCAACAACAGCAGCAGCAACAACAACAACAACAUACCACAACUGUGGGCCAACAAAUCUUGCCUGAAUUCACCCUACCACUUAAUGCUAUCACCGCCAUCUCGUCGCAGAGCCCCUCCAAGCUGGAAACGAGUGAGCUCCAGAUGCUCGUCAUGGCGCAACCAGUCAAGGGUCAAGGGUCAGUGACCGGAAAUCACACCACCGCGGUCACUACAUCAGGAAGUGACAUUGGGUCAACGAACAUCAGUAUCAAACAGGUCACACCUUCAUCUUGUGCUAAUGAUUCUUCGAAUAGAUCAUCUGAAGAUCUUGAUUUACCAAGUCGUGUACUUGACUUCAGUAGCAGUAUUGCAGACAGUACGGUAACCAAUCAGCUUCAUACCAGUCAGAUCAAGGUCCACCGAAACACAAGACGAGACGAACAUACAACAUUGCCAACUAAUAAUGCCACACUCGAAGGAUACUCCGUGGCUACACGUGUAGUGCCUGUUACUGCGAACAUAUGAACUCCACACAUUCCAUUCUCAUUCCAAACACCGUGGCAAUUUAUAUUGUGAUUUAAAAACACAAUUUUUUAAAUUCAAGCUCACUACUUAGAUUUGCUUCUAGUGAGCGCAUUGUACGUCGCCGUGUGAAUCUGAGGUUCAUGAAGAAUGAUGGUAGAAUCGAAGGAGAAUCGUAUUUGAUGGAUGCAAAUAUAUUUAAUGUGGAAAUUCAAAAACAAUCGUCGACUUAAGUGUAUAGCACUACUGAUUUUAAUUCUAACGUUUCAAAGAAUUACAGAAUGAUGAUAAAUGACAGAUUGGAAUAAUGAACACCAAAAAGUCGAACAUAAAUUUUGGGUUUUUCAUCAGAAGGCUUGGGAGCAAAGAACAGUUUAACUGAAAACUUUUAUUAUUUAACGAAGAAACCGAAGGGAAAUGAUGGCGAUAUAUAAAUAACGAUACUGAAUGAAAUGUUGAAGGGGUUUUUCAGGAUAAAUUGAUUCAUCUUUUAUCAGGAAUGGAUCCGUCAUUGAUUGCUGAUCUGUUGGAGUUGAUUCCAUGUUGGAUUAGAUAGCGUUUUCAUUGUCGAACUAUCAUAAUGGAUAUGGAUUUAAGAUGAACAGCUAAUGAAGCAAGCGAAUUAAUUCAAACCCUUUGUGGAAAUCAUGAUAAUAGACUGCAUGUAAACAGUUUAAUGAAUCACAAUGGAUAAUUUUGAAUAGUCUAAUUGGGAUUUAUACACAUAAGGAUUCGAGAAGUGAUUUUUAAGACUUAUCAUACAUUGGUUGAUGAAUAACAUUGCCACCGACAUAGCAAGGAUAUAUUUCGAACUCAUUAACUGUUAUGAUAUGGACUCGACUGAAGUGAAAAUAAAGCAGAUCAGGAAAUGAUGAUUACGAGGUUACACAUUCAAACGAUAUAGGUUAUGAUAUGACAACGAGGUUAUACAUUCAAACGAUAUAGGUUAUGAUAUAUGAUCAUCGAGGUUACACAUUCAAACGAAAUAGGUCAUAAUCUGAUCACGAGAUUAUACAUUCAAACGAAAUGGCUAUGAUAAUGAUCACGAGGUUUUAUACGAAUGAUAAAGAUUAUGCUAUGACCACGAUGUUUUAUACGAAUGAUAUAGGUUAUGCUAUGAUCACGAGGUUUUCUACGAAUGGUAUAGGUUAUGCUAUGACCACGAGGUUACACAUUAGAACGAUAUAGGUUAUGAUAAUGAUCACGAGUUUACACAUUCAAACGAAAUAGGCUAUGAUAAUGAUCACGAGGUUAUAUAUACGAAUGAUAUAGGUUAUGCUAUGAUCACGAACGUAUACAUAAAAAUGAUAUACGUUAUGAUAAUGGUCAGAAGGUUAUAUAUACGAGCGAUACAGGUUAUUAUAUGAUCACGAGGUAAAACGUAGGACACGAUAUGAUAACAAGGUCACACGUACGAACGAUAUAGGUGUGUUAUGAUCACGAGGUCUUACGAACGGCAUCAAUAACAUUUGAGAUUUGUAUAAUACAAUGAUAUAAACAGAUUAUAGAGAUAAACUAGAAACGAUUGUUCUUUCUAUUAUUUGUAUUGAUGAAUUUAGUUUUAAAUGACAGACGGAACAAUGUAAAGUAAUAUACCAAAUGUCAAAUAUUUACAGAACAUUGCCAUAUUUAUCACAAUCGAACUAAUUGACGAAAAUACAUUGCCUAUGGAUUUGUAAAAUGCAUCUUGUUGUAAGAUUAUUACAUUGUUAUGGUUUUAAGACACUUUGCUGUCACUAUCCAUGAUGUUUCUGAUUGAGAAAGCCAAUCUCCUAAGUUUCCUUCAUUCAAGGUGCUUGCAAAGCUCGAUAUUAUGUACCAAUCAUUUUUUUAUCAAACCAAAGAAAGAAAACAAUUAUACCAAAGAAGUAUGGCAAAGUAAUUUCCUGUGAAAUGUCGAUUGUAUUUAAUACCAGUUUAUGAUUUCAUUAUAUUUAAUUACAGAAAACAAUAAACCAAAGUGAUUGAUACGGCAUGACAACAAUCAUACUCGAAAAAGGUCUAUUGUAUUUCCAUUUAAUAUUUUAUGUUGUUGUUUGUUUUAGGCGUUCAUUUGUAUUUACGCCUGGGUAAUUUUCUUCAUAUGAAUUUAUAAUGUUUUAAUCAGUGUAUUCAUUGUGUUCAUCAAUUUCUAUCAUUUUCAAUUCAAGCAAACCGUUUUCAGUAUAUGUAUGGUGAUGAAGCCUUUGUAAAAUAUUUAACAAAACCUUGCCAGUAUUUUUCGUAGCGGUACAAAAUAUUAAAUAGUAAAACUUGCACAGUAGGCCUACAUUUACGAUUCAAAUUUUGUCUUACAAUAUAGAGUAAUUGAUCAUGGAUGUUAGUUCCGUUCGUUUGAAUACCUAGAUAAAAUCAUCUAUGAUGAUAAAUGUAUAUUACGCGAUAUACUGCUAACAUGAUUGAUUUCGAAGUAUAAUAAGAAUUCGAUACCAAAUUCAUAAGAAAAAGGCAUAAGUUCUUAAAGUAAGUAUAAAAGAAAACAGAAUUAAGAAUAAAACGUAAGAAAAUGACAAGUGGAAUAAGUAAACAAAAAUAAAAUGAAUAAAUGAAAACAAUAUUCAGAGCAGAAGAAACAAAAAAAUACUAGUACAUUCCAAUGAAAAAAUGUGCAAUGGAUUUUUUGUCAACGUUACUUUAGCCGUCACAUGACAAGAAUGGAAGCCGAGCAAAUGAAAUAAGGCAAAUAUGACAGUUCUCAUAGGUUGUGCUGCCACAAUUACUAGUAAAGACUAUAUCCAAACCAUUUUGAGGGUCAAUAUUUGCUAACGCUUUGGUGGAUAAAACUCAGUGUUGUAUUUGUAAGGGUUUAGAGGAAAUAGAAGUGGUUUGCGUUCUUGGAGAUAAUGUGUGUUUGGUGUAGUAUACUGUAGUGAACACAAACCUAAAUAUAAUCAUUAGUAUAAGUAAUACCCUAAAAUAAAUUUCAUAUUGAGGUUUUGGCAGGUGCUAAUCUGAGGAGGAAGGAGGGGGGUCAUGGGAAUUACCUUUAUUUUUAUAAGCCUUGCUGACUCAAAUCUUUAGUUAAAAUCAAGUAUGGACUACAACUUUGAGCAAGUUGUUUAAGCCCGUCACUCGAACAAGUUGUUUAAAAUCUUAAACAAUUGUUGAAACUUUUGUUUUAAAUUUCUAAAACUUUCUUUUAAAUAUCUUGUUUCAAACUUUAAACAACUUGUUAAAAACUUUGAUAGAGUAACUUUCUGAUUCUAUUGGAAAUCAAUUCCUAUUAACAAGAUAUUGAAAUUCUUACUUUAAUUUUUAUAAUGAAUAUUGUAUCUCAUGUUACAGACCAAAGACGCCUUUGUUGUGUAAAUGUACUUUCUUGGCGAUAUAAGAACUAUCCAGACUGUAAACUAUCUGUUCUGUGAAUAUACUGAACAUGUGCUUAUCAUGUGAAUGAAAUUACAUUUUCUGUAAUAGAAUGAUUUUUAAAUAUAAGUGGAACGUGAUUUUUGUGUAUAUAUUGGAUGAUCAUGUCAGAAUCUUAAAAAUGUUAUCCUUAAUAUGGGACUGCGAUGUUUGUAAAUAGGUGUAGAUAUUAUAUUUAUGAAAUAGCGUUUUGACGCAUGUGCUUUGUUAUGUUUGAAUGUGAUCGUGCUAAAACGAUGAAAUUACAGUUAGUCGUGUGCGUACGUAUGACAAACCACAACUUUCCUUUUCUUUAUUGAUGUAAUCGUUGGGGUUUUGAGUUUAAAUUUUCAUAGACGAAGUCAACAUUUUUAUUGAAAGGUUGAAGAAGUAACAAUAUUUUCUAAAUGUUGCAAUUACCACUUUAUUGUUCGAUCGACCAAACGCUUAAAAUCAGCUUUAUGCAACAAGAUUAGACAUAACAUCAACUUUGAAAAAGAUUGUCACUCCUUUAACUUUUAAUUUUUUAGAGUAAAGUAUCAUGUUCACCCUUUUUCAUUGACCAACCCGUUUCCCCCGUUCAUAAUAAGUUCCUUAUUUUCAAGAUUCAGUUUUAAUAAGUUCCCAUUUCUAGUUAAAUUACAGUUCUCAGGUACCCUCAUUUGCACAGGGUCGUCUAGUUCUUCAGCCCCUCAUUUUAUAGCAACUUCAGUGGCCCGUAACACAAAGCUCAGUAAUGAUCGUAGAACAUUUUCUACGAUUGAUUCCAUUGAAAACAGUGUACUAUCAAUCAUGAAAAUCAAGCGUACAACUAAUUGCUAACCUUUGUGUUACGGGACCCAGUUCUUAGGGGCUGCCCACCCCUAUAUCCUUUUCAAAUCAGAGUGCUCUCCCCUGGGGUAUAUAUAGUGGCAUAUCUUUGAAGGGAGAGGAGGGGGGGGGAAGAAGGGCACAUGUCUCGGUUUCUACCUCCAAGGGAAGGGCGGAAAGAAAUUGACCCUCUCCCCCC
This is a messenger RNA of Lytechinus variegatus (green sea urchin), 8891 nucleotides long. RefSeq names its product hepatocyte nuclear factor 1-alpha-like. Gene Ontology annotation, cellular component: nucleus. The record is from RefSeq and is a predicted model, not a curated record. The transcript is spliced from 9 exons. Gene Ontology annotation, biological process: insulin secretion; regulation of transcription by RNA polymerase II; pancreas development. NCBI's taxonomy places the organism in Eukaryota, Metazoa, Echinodermata, Echinoidea, Temnopleuroida, Toxopneustidae. The coding region runs from base 1868 to 4540 and encodes 890 amino acids. Gene Ontology annotation, molecular function: RNA polymerase II cis-regulatory region sequence-specific DNA binding; DNA-binding transcription factor activity, RNA polymerase II-specific.